ACUCUUAAAGCUAUGGUGUUUUGAUUUUUGCGAAGGCUAGAGGUUGAGGAAAGACUGAGCCAUCCAAUGCUUCAUUCAUGCAACUUGAUGCAGCGGUAGGGAGAGAUUAUGCGAGGAUGAUUUUGUUGAGUGUAAAUGUGAAAUCUGAUUAUCUCUGUGCUGGGAGGGGCAAGGAGAUAUGCUGAGGCCAUGGCUUUUUCACCGGGAGGGAUCUGGCGAGGGGAGCUCACAGUGACAUGAGCGAACAAGGCUGAUCUUGCUCUGCAACGGUGGUGCUGCAGCUGAGAGUCGAGGUUUCAUGGGAUGCACUAUAUAUGCAGCCAGCCCUGAGGCACCCCUGGAGGGUUCUGACCCAGCCAAACGCCCCAAUGAUUCCAGCACCAGGAGGCCACACACGCGACAGAGGCCGAGGAGCAUGACUGAGCAGCAGGAACAGAGCGAGGACGUUGGCCUCCUCACGCCUCCGGACCUGCCCGAGCCCCUGAAGGAAGAGGACACCCAAAACCCCCCGCAGUUCAGAGUGCAGCUUAUCGAUGACCUAUCAUAUGAGGAUGUGAAGAAAUGCUACCGCGGCUCUACCGUCAGCAAGUACAACUCCCAGUACCACAAGCUCUUCCAGACUGUCCCCAAGGAGGAGAUCCUUAUGAAAGUGUACUCUUGUGCUCUGCUACGAGAUAUCCUUCUUCAGGGCCGCCUUUACAUUUCCAGAAACUGGCUGUGUUUCUACGCCAACCUCUUUGGCAAGGACAUUAAGGUAGCCAUCCCAGUGGUGUCUGUACGACUGGUGAAGAAACACAAAACAGCAGGCCUGGUCCCCAACGGACUGGCCAUUACCACAGACACCAGUCAGAAGUAUGUGUUUGUGUCACUGCUGUCCAGGGAUAGUGUUUAUGAUGUAUUGAGGCGGAUUUGCACACACCUUCAGGUCAAUGGCAAGAAAAGUCUCAGUCUCAAGCAGUUUAUGGAGGAACCCAACUCCUUAUCUCUGGUGAGCCUUGGACUCCUUGCUUGUGUUCCCGUGGCUUCACUAUCUGACGAGUUCCCGGUCCCGGAUGAGUUCCCCGUAGCGGAGGAGUUCCCCCCAGUGCUGAAGUGGAGGCGGAAGCCGUCUGUGGCCUCGGUCUCCUCCUCGCUCCCAGACCUGCUGGGCAACUCGGCCAGCAGCCUCAGUGCCGUGGACACGCCUUUCCAGACAGAUGAGCCACUGGAGGAGAGCGGCCUGGAGACAGACAAGAUCUUGCUCACAGAACCGGUUCCGGAACUGGGCCAGAUGGAGUACCAGCUGCUGAAGUUUUUCAUCCUACUGAUCAUUCUUCUCAUCCUGUCCUCCUGUUACCUAGCCUUCCGUGUGUGCAGCCUUGAGCAGCAACUGUCGUUCCUCAACCACAACCCAGCCCUCACCCUAAGGGAAAGAUAACUCGGGGCUUGAGUUUGCCACUGGAAGGAAGAGCCUACCUGCACAGGCCCCUUGCUGUCUUUGAUCAUGUCAAGACUAUGCAAAAUACGGCCCUUUUAUUUAUUGAAGAUUUCCUGCAGUUUAGAGUGGAAUUAUACUCCAUCACUGUAGUUUGAUCAUUGUUUCACAGAAUAAGCUGGGAGAAAAAAAAAAACAGAAAAAGAGGCCCUUAGGUAAAUCAUUCUUCUGUUAUCUUUCAUUUUAUCCUUACACUGUUAAGCUGGAUUGGAUCGAACAGCCGUCUCUGCUGUGCCCAAAGAUGUUCCAUGAUGAUAAUAAUGCCAAUGGAACACUAAAGGGGUCUGAUCGAUCUCACACACACCUCUGGCUGCCUUUUAACAUAUACCGUAUGUAAUCCUUCCAUUUCAAAUCCUCUGGAGAUUCCGAGCAAUAAUAACGUCAUAAAGAUAUACAUAUCUAGAAACCAGCAAUCAUGACCUCUGUCAGACUCAUCUUGAACUGAGACAGUUGAUAAUCCGUGUAGUCACAGACAGUGUGAAGACUGGGCAACGAAACACUGGUCAACUAAUAGGAAACUGGAACUGCAUAGGAUGGUCAAUGAGAGAAAACGGAAACCUAGAUCCUUUGGGCUACCGUCAUCUGUGGUGGACACAAGAUGUGUUAUUGCACUGUAUAGAAACAAUUAUGUUAGUCCUCACAGUAGUGAAAAUACUUCAUGUUUAACGGCAAGGCUGAUGUAACAUGUAGUUAUUAUUACCACUACCAAGUCAGGUUGAGCUACCUGUGUGGAUAUCAUAGCUGAGUACAUCUAUCAUAGACAUUUCAUAGAGACAUAGCUGAGGUACAGCACUGGACUAAUCAGGGUUAAGAAUAGGAUGGAAUAGAAUAAUGAUGCUAAAAAUAUGUAUUUUGUUUUUUUAGAUGUAAUCUAGAAGUGGGCUGCACAUAAUCUUCUUGUUGUCCACCUCAGUGAGUUUGCACAGACAGGCUAGUUAUUAGACCAAGGCAUAAGGAGGUGUUAGCCCUAUUCUUUUGUUCCUGAUAUGCCAAGUUUAGAACUCCUGCCUGUCCUUAUAAUUUAUUUAAAUUAUACUCACCCACACACCGUGUAUUUCAACUGCCAAAUUAGAACCUCAAUAUGUUGGCAUAGCUUGGACCCCAUAAACAGAUUUCAGCUUUUUUUAUUUGUUUUGUGAGGCUUGUUAAGUUGUAUAUGUUGUUCCUAUAUUGCAUAUGCAAUGCAAAGAUGUCACAGAAAAAUCUACUGUAUAUUUCAAAAGAACUAUUGAUGACAUAGGAAAGGACCUGUUUUUUACAGAGUGCUUGGGCUGUUGUUAAGACAGAGUUUACGGUCCAGUCCUGGAAGGUGUAUGCGUGUUUGCACUGAAGUGAAUGUACACUGCUCAGUUUGAAACAAGAAUAAUGCAAAUAUCAAGUGCUGGAUCACAAACAUUUUCAGAAAUUUCACUGAAGUUAAACAUUUGAAGUUGGAAGAUACAUUUGAACAUUUCAGAAUUGUUUGCCUCAUAUUGAUGUCCCUGGUUGUUCUUGUAUCCCCUCCACUCUCUUUUUCUUUGCACACACAACACACAUCAGGAGCCUUGUAUGAACCUUGUCUCCGUGUCAAGUAUUAAAUAAGCAGUUCUACUGUAGGCUGUGGUUUUCUUUUCCGAUCUACUGUCGUACACACGUGUAACAUUUCAAUUGUACUAGUUCUUUCAACUACUCAUUAAAUGUUACUGACACAAUCUAAUAAAAGCCAUUUGAUCCAGAUACGUCUGGAAAAACAG
Messenger RNA from Alosa sapidissima (American shad), 3207 nucleotides. RefSeq names its product GRAM domain containing 2Aa (gene gramd2aa). Gene Ontology annotation, biological process: regulation of store-operated calcium entry. Bases 299 to 1417 code for a protein of 372 amino acids. Gene Ontology annotation, cellular component: organelle membrane contact site; endoplasmic reticulum membrane; extrinsic component of cytoplasmic side of plasma membrane. The transcript has 12 exons. Gene Ontology annotation, molecular function: phosphatidylinositol-4,5-bisphosphate binding. Lineage: Eukaryota; Metazoa; Chordata; Actinopteri; Clupeiformes; Clupeidae. The record is from RefSeq and is a predicted model, not a curated record.